Macaca mulatta (Rhesus monkey) is the source of this 8575-nucleotide messenger RNA. The record is from RefSeq and is a predicted model, not a curated record. Lineage: Eukaryota; Metazoa; Chordata; Mammalia; Primates; Cercopithecidae.
UGACAAGGAGGCGUCGAGCGGCACCUCGGUGCAGAAGCCUGGGAGCUGCGGGUGGAGAGGUUUGGGAGGCGCGAGAGAUGUCCACCCUGGGCUGGUGGCGCCGCCGGGCGCCAGGCGCCAUGUGGGUGCGCUAGGCGGCUGUUCGCGCCCGAGGCUGCGCUGCACUGAGGUGAGCUUUGCCUUCUUGAUCUUCCAUCCUUCUUGGAGACGACUGGCGAGAGGAAGAGGGACUAGGUCCAAACGCUAGGUGGCUGGGUCCAGAGAGAGGCAGGAGAAUGGAGCAAACAAGAAGAGAGAGGCGACCACACACCACGCUGUCCCUGAGAGACGAAGAGAGUAACCUCCUCGGUUCCUGACUUUAAAGUUCUCAAUUCCAGCCCCCUUUUAAUGAGGUACCUGUGUUUUGACUCUCUUCCUGUGGAUAAAUGCUUGGUCUGAAGUUCCAGAAAGGAUCCUGUUCCCAGACAGCCGGAGACUCGCACUAAGGAGACCAUCGAGCCCUUGGUCCUUGAGCAGUGCCUGACCAUCAUCCCUGAAAAGCUCAAGCCUUGGGUGCGAGCAAAAAAGCCAGAGAACUGUGAGAAACCCAUCACUCUGCUGGAGAAUUACAAGGAGAUGUACCAACCGGAAGACGACAACAGCAGUGACAUGACCAGUGACGACGACAUGGCCCGGGACAGAGGAGAGUCCUCACCACCUCACUCAGUCCGUUCUUUCAGUGGUGACCGGGACUGGGACCGGAGGGGCAGAAGCAGAGACAUGGAGCCACGAGACCGCUGGUCCUACACCAGGAACCCAAGAAGCAGGAUGCCUCAGCGGGAUCUUUCCCUUCCUGUGAUGGCGAAAACAAGCUUUGAAAUGGAAAGAGAUGAUGACAGGGACUCCAGGGCUUACGAGUCCCGAUCUCAGGAUGCUGAAUCAUACCAAAAUGUGGUAGACCUCACUGAGGACAGGAAACCUCACAACACAAUCCAGGACAACAUGGAAAACUACAGGAAGCUGCUCUCCCUGGGAGUGCAGCUUGCUGAAGACGAUGGCCACUCCCACAUGACGCAGGGCCACUCAUCAAGAUCCAAGAGAAGUGCCUACCCAAGCACCAGUCGAGGUCUAAAAACUAUGCCUGAAGCCAAAAAAUCAACCCACCGGCGGGGGAUUUGUGAAGAUGAGUCUUCCCACGGAGUGAUAAUGGAAAAAUUCAUCAAGGAUGUGUCGCGCAGUUCCAAAUCGGGAAGAGCAAGGGAGUCAAGCGACCAGUCACAGAGAUUCCCCAGAAUGUCAGAUGCUAACUGGAAGGACGUUUCAUUGCACAAGAGGGAGUCAGUGAUCCAGCAGAGGGUUUAUGAAGGGAAUGCAUUUAGGGGAGGCUUUAGGUUUAAUUCAACCCUUGUUUCCAGAAAGAGAGUUCUGGAAAGAAAGAGGCGCUAUCAUUUUGACACGGAUGGGAAGGGCUCGAUUCAUGAUCAAAAAGGCUGUCCCAGGAAGAAGCCCUUUGAAUGUGGUAGUGAGAUGAGAAAAGCCGUGAGCAUGAGCAACCUGAGCAGCCUCAGCUCCCCAUCGUUUAGUGAGUCGCAGCCAAUUGAUUUUGGGGCAAUGCCAUAUGUAUGUGAUGAGUGUGGGAGGUCGUUCAGUGUCAUCUCAGAAUUUGUUGAGCACCAGAUCAUGCAUACUAGAGAGAACCUCUAUGAGUAUGGUGAGUCCUUUAUUCACAGUGUGGCUGUCAGUGAAGUUCAGAAAAGUCAGGUUGGAGGGAAACGUUUUGAAUGUAAGGACUGUGGAGAGACCUUCAAUAAGAGUGCCGCCUUGGCUGAACAUCGGAAAAUUCAUGCUAGAGAAUAUCCUGUGGAAUGUAAGAAUCAGGAGUGUGAGGAGGCCUUCAUGCCUAGCCCAACCUUUAGUGAGCUUCAGAAAAUAUAUGGCAAAGACAAAUUCUAUGAGUGCAGGGUGUGUAAGGAAACCUUCCUUCAUAGUUCUGCCCUGAUUGAGCACCAGAAAAUCCACUUUGGGGAUGACAAAGAUAAUGAGCGUGAACGUGAUCGUGAGCGCGGGGAAACCUUUAGGCCCAGCCCAACCCUUAAUGAGUUUCAGAAAAUGUACGGUAAAGAGAAAAUGUACGAAUGUAAGGUGUGUGGGGAGACUUUCCUUCAUAGCUCAUCCCUGAAAGAACAUCAGAAAAUCCAUACUAGAGGGAACCCAUUUGAAAAUAAGGGUAAGGUAUGUGAGGAAACCUUUAUUCCUGGUCAGUCCCUUAAAAGGCGUCAGAAGACUUACAAUAAGGAGAAGCUCUAUGACUUUACAGAUGGCCGGGAUGCCUUCAUGCAAAGUUCAGAGCUCAGUGAGCAUCAGAAAAUUCAUUCUCGAAAGAACCUCUUUGAAGGCAGAGGGUACGAGAAAUCUGUCAUUCAUAGUGGACCCUUCACUGAAUCUCAGAAGAGUCAUACUAUAACACGACCUCCUGAAAGUGAUGAGGAUGAGAAGGCAUUCACCAUUAGCUCUAACCCCUAUGAAAACCAGAAGAUUCCCACUAAGGAAAAUGUCUAUGAAAGGAAAUCAUAUGAGAGGUCUGUUAUUCAUAGCUUAGCCUCUGUGGAAGCUCAGAAAAGUCACAGUGUAGCGGGGCCCAGUAAACCAAAAGUAACAGCAGAGUCUACUAUUCAGAGCUUCGAUGCUAUCAACCAUCAGAGAGUUCGUGCUGGAGGGAACACGUCUGAAGGAAGGGAAUACAGUAGGUCUGUUAUCCAUAGCUUAGUGACUUCCAAACCUCCAAGAAGUCACAGUGGAAAUGAAUUGGUGGAAUCUAAUGAGAAGGGAGAAUGCUCCAUUUAUAUCUCAGACCUUAAUGAUAAGCGACAGAAGAUUCCUGCCAGAGAGAACCCUUGUGAAGGGGGCAGUAAGGAUCACAACUAUGGAGACUCUGUCAUACAGAGUGUAUCCCAUGCCAGACCUCAGAAAAGUGUUCCUGGAGAGGGAUCUGGUGAAUUUAAGAAGGAUGGUGAAUUCUCUGUUCCCAGCUCAAAUGUCCGUGAAUACCAGAAGGCUCGUGCUAAAAAGAAAUACAUUGAGCAUAGGAGCAAUGAGACCUCUGUAAUUCACUCUCUACCUUUUGGUGAACAAACAUUUCGCCCUCGAGGGAUGCUGUAUGAAUGUCAGGAGUGUGGGGAGUGCUUUGGGCGUAUCUCUGACCUCACUGAGCACCAGAAGAUUCAUGAUAGAGAGAAGCCCUCUGGAAGCAGAAACUACGAAUGGUCUGUCAUUCGCAGCCUGGCCCCUACUGACCCUCAAACAAGUUAUGCCCAAGAGCAGUAUGCUAAACAGCAAGCGUGGAACAAAUUUAAGGAAUUCAGACAAUUUUUUGCUACCAGCAAAGACCUGAACACAUACCAGAAAAUCUAUGACCAAGAGAAGUCUCAUGGUAAGGAGUCUCAAGGUGAGAAGAUCCGUGGGGAGGAGACCUAUAGCGAGGAGACCCACGGCGAGGAGACCUACGGCGAGGAGACCCAUGGUCAGGAGACAAUUGAAGACCCUGUCAUUCAAGGCUCAGACAUGGAAGACCUGCAGAAGGAUGACCCUGAUAACGCAAUCUAUGAAUGUGAGGACUGUGGCCUGGGCUUUGUGGAUCUCACAGACCUCACAGACCAUCAGAAAGUCCACAGCAGGAAGUGCCUGGUUGACAGUCGGGAGUACACACAUUCUGUAAUUCACACCCAUUCCGUCAGCGAGUAUCAGAGAGAUUACACUGGAGAGCAGCUGUAUGAAUGUCCAAAGUGUGGGGAAUCUUUUAUUCAUAGCUCAUUCCUUUUCGAGCAUCAGAGAAUCCAUGAACAAGACCAGUUGUAUUCCAUGAAGGGGUGUGAUGAUGGUUUUAUUGCCCUCUUGCCCAUGAAGCCACGGAGGAAUCGUGCCGCAGAGAGGAAUCCUGCUCUUGCUGGGUCGGCCAUUCGAUGCCUUUUGUGUGGACAAGGCUUCAUUCAUAGCUCUGCCCUUAAUGAGCAUAUGAGACUUCACAGGGAAGAUGAUUUACUGGAGCAGAGCCAGAUGGCUGAGGAAGCUAUCAUUCCAGGCUUAGCCCUCACUGAGUUUCAGAGAAGUCAGACCGAAGAGAGAGUCUUUGAAUGUGCAAUCUGUGGAGAGGCUUUCAUCAACCCAGCAGAACUUGCAGAUCAUGUAACUGUUCAUAAGAAUGAGCCUUAUGAGUAUGGGUCCACCUAUACUCACACCUCAUUUCUUACUGAGCCCCUCAAAGGAGCUAUACCAUUCUAUGAAUGCAAGGAUUGUGGAAAGUCCUUUAUUCAUAGCACAGUCCUCACUAAACAUAAGGAGCUUCAUCUGGAAGAUGAUGAUGAUGAUGAUGAAGCAGCAGCUGCAGCUGCAGCAGCAGCAGCCCAGGAAGUUGAAGCCAAUGUCCACGUUCCACAAGUAGUUCUGAGGAUUCAGGGGUCAAAUGUAGAGGCUGCCGAGCCGGAAGUGGAGGCUGCCGAGCCGGAAGUGGAGGCUGCCGAGCCAGAGGUGGAGGCGGCUGAGCCAAACGGAGAGGCUGAAGGGCCAGAUGGAGAGGCUGCAGAGCCCAAUGGAGAGGCUGAACAGCCGAAUGGAGAGGCCGAGCAGCCAAAUGGGGAUGCCGAUGAACCAGAUGGUGCAGGGAUUGAAGACCCAGAAGAAAGAGCUGAAGAGCCAGAGGGAGAUGCCGACGAGCCUGACGGUGUGGGAAUUGAAGACCCAGAAGAAGCUGAAGAUGAAGAGAUUCAGGUAGAAGAACCAUACUAUGAUUGCCAUGAAUGCACAGAAACCUUCACUUCCAGCACAGCAUUCGGUGAGCACCUGAAAACUCAUGCCAGCAUGAUCAUAUUUGAGCCUGCAAAUGCCUUUGGGGAGUGCUCAGGCUACAUCGAACAUGCCAGCACCAGCACAGGUGGUGCCAAUCAAGCUGAUGAGAAGUACUUCAAAUGUGACGUCUGUGGGCAGCUCUUUAGUGACCGCCUGUCCCUCGCCAGACACCAGAAUACCCACACUGGCUGAGGGCAUGGGGUAAAGGUUAGAAAACCUUCACCUAGGACUUGACCCUUACCAAACCACAGAGAAUUCAAACCAAUCCAUGAUAAUGUCAGUAGGAGACUUAACCUUAGUGUGUUACACACCUGACUUAACAUCUCCAAACUCAUAUUGAAAAGAGAAUGAAUGUGGAGAUUCCAGUCUUAAGCUUUCCCCUUCAGAUGACAGUGUCUGCAUGUGGGAAAGCCACAGCACACAUCUUACCUUUCCAAGUAACCAGAUUGAGAAAACCCUAUGAGUAUUCCAUACUACAAAGGUUGCCCAAACCAACUGUAAAUGACACUUGUGUAAUGUAUAUAUAGUGUUUCCUGAGGUGUAUAUAAAAUAGCAAAUUAUGGCAGAACAGUGAUCACAUAGAUUUGGAUUUAAUAUGAUAUACAGUUACAGUUUACAGAGGUACCUUACCUGGUACUCUGAAUUUUUUUUUUUUUUUGGAGGAGGAAGAGAGCAACAAAUUUGAAUAUAUUUGUAAGUGUCUUAGAUCCCAAGAAAGAUUUAUUGUGCAUUAUUUGAACCCUGUCAGUAUCUUUUUCGAGUAAUUGUUUUGUUUCUUACCCUUGAACAGUCUUGUGAAGGUGUGGGCAUGAUAGAUAACAUGUCUUUUACUCUUUGCUGUUUGAAAAGAGAAGUACUUUAGCUUCUUUCUGCAGCCAUUUCAUCUGCACCAUCACUUUGGAACCUAAUACUGUGUAAGGCUUUACAAUAUACGGAUUGACUUUUUGUGACCCAAAUUGAUUGGUUCCCACAUCGUUACGUUUGUUGAAGUGGUUGUCAUGCAAAAAUAUUACAAGUUUGUUUUCUGGAUUUUUUUUUUUUUUAAACCAACUCAGUAUGUGUUUGAUGAUAGUGAAUUGAUAAAACCCGAAGCUUUUCCCUGUAAAUCUUACAUCUUUGCCUUUAAAGAAUGGGUUACAACCAUCACUAGAUCACAGUAGUGCCUAAUGAAGGUUGAGAACCGUAGGAGAGGCUCUCAUGCUGUAAAUAAUGAUGCAGGCUAAUGACCUUUCAUCACUUCCUUUGUGCGCUUCCUGCCUUAAGUGACAAGUAGCAACAUGGCUUGGGUCCCCUUUGCAGCACCAGCCUAUGCUGCCACAAGUCAGUUUGCACCCUAGGUGCCCAGGAGCUAGUAUCCUUAGAUCUUUCUAUCGCUAACUUAAUUCUCUUCGUUAUUUAUCUGACCCUCUAACUCCAUGUCUAACUUGCAUUAAAAAAAAAAAAAAUUGCUUUCUUUACAGUCAACCCAAGCUUAACAUGGACUCAGGUUCCCCAGCAGCCUUAAUUUGUUUUGUUAACAUCUGUUCCUUCUUUUUCAGCUCUCCUAGAGUAUUUCUGAGUGUCGCGUUCAUCUAAUCUUAGUAUUCCUUUUAAUCACAAAUUGACCUCACAGCUUGAGGUUUCCUGUGUCCUAUUCUGUGGACUACCUGUGCUCCUUUGCUUCCCCUACCCUUGCAUAAUAACUAUAUUAAGAGAUUUUUUUUUUUUUUUUUUGGCCUUGAGUUGGCUGGAAAAAAAAAUUUAAAAUUUAAAAAAUUUAAAAAAAAAAGAUUUGCAAAAUGUAAGUGUAGAUCAUUUGAACAAGCAAAAUUAAAAUACCCACUGGGGGAAAUGUGUCUGAAUCUUACUCUUCUGGAUCUGCAGGAUUAGGGCUUGGAAGUAUGUCAAAGAUGCAGAGAGUGUCAACAUUUAGGAAGAUUGUAGAGCAGAGAGCUAGAAGCAGAAAUGAGUAAGCCAAAGAAGGGAGUCCUAAUGUAUCACCAGAUCUAGGAGGGGAGAGGAGACAGACAGAAGAAAACACCAGAGGCAAGAACUGUGGAAGUCCAGGUUGCUGAGAAGGAAUUGAGUGGGGUGUCCUGAGCAGUUUGGAAAAGGAGCCUUUGAUGGUAUGGUAUAGGUGAGAGCUAGCUGCAUAGGAAGACCUGAGGUUGGAACGGACAUCGGGAAAGCUGAGGGGCAGUGAGGUGUACUACAUGGGAAGAGGACUCUUGAAAUGAGAAUCAAUGUUGAUGUCGGGGUGAACUUUGUGGGUUCGUUACUUGGUGUUAACAUUGUUGGCAGUGGUAGACCCUUUUCAGAAAGCACCUUGCCAUAAGUAAGAGUGUCCGUUCCAACCUUAAGUUAGUGAAAAGGUAGUAACAAAUGGUAAACAAGAGAAUGAUUGCUUCAACCUAUCUGUGGACGCUUAAUGCAGCUGUUUAAAAAUGAUAAUCACGAGUUAUGUAGCAACGUGGAAAUAUAUUUACAGAAUAUUAAGUGGAGAGAACAGGACAUGAAAGUAUAUUUAUACUACAGUUAUAACUGUUUAAAAAUAUAUGCUUAUAGUCAAAAGCUGUUGUGGUGGUGUUGUAGGCUUAUAGUUGAGCAUUAUUUUCUUAAAUUUCUUGAAUGUUCUUUAUGGUAGUGUUACUAAAAAGUUUAUGAUCACAUUUCCAUUGUGAACAUAAUUUGAACUCAUUAUCACACACUUGGAAAUUACAGAAAAGUGGAGGAAAAAAAAUCAUAUUCCCACCAUCCAAAGACAGAUAUAGUCUCCUCUGUCUUGUUUAUGCUUGUUUCUGUGCACAGGUUUAUGAUUAUAACUGUGUCAAAAUGUAUAUUCAAAAUAGCUUGUUACGUUACCUUUGUGGAAUUAUGGUUAAAUACUUUCACCUUAAUUUUUUCAAAUGUUCCCUAUAAUAAUGUCCUGAUAACAGUGUAUUAUGUAUGUCUCCAUUGUGUGCAUAAUACAUACCCAGAGGAAAAAUUAGAAAAUACAGUAAAUUAUUUUAAAAAAUUACCUAUAUUCCCAACACCCAACAACUACUGCUAACAUCUUGAUCUAUUUCCUCCGUCUUGUUUCAGUGCACAAGUUUGUGAUUAUAACACUGUUAAAUAUGUGUGCAUAAAGUCUAAAAUGAAAAGAUGUGGAAAAUAGCUAAAAUAGUGUUGUCGUUGUGGGAACUUGGUUAAAUAUUUUGUCUCAAAUUCCUUAAAUAAUCUUUGGUGUCGUGGUAAUAAAUUUUAUGUAUGUAUUUUUCCAUUACAAAUAUAAUACAUACUCAUAGAAAAGUUUGGAAAUUCAGUAAAGAAAAUUCACUCAUAUUCCCAACACCCAACAACAAUUACUGUUAACAUCUUGAUCUGUGCACUAGUCUGUGAUUAUUAGGGUGUUAAUGAUAAGUAUGCAUAAGUGUCAAAGAUGGGAAGAAAGAUGGAAAACAAGAAAUAGUUGUGUAGUUGUUGUGGGAUUAUGGUUAUUUUGUCUCGGUUUUCUUGAAAGGUCUUCAUCAUUCUAGUGUUCUGGUAGUCCGCCUUUAUUACAUAUAUUUCCAUUAUAUAUGAAAUAUGUGUUCAUUAUAGAAACUUCGAAGUUACAGAAAUGUAGAAGAGAACCUCACCCAUGAUUUCACCAUCCAAAGACUGUGGUUAACAUCUUGAUAUAUUUUCUUCAUCUUGUUUCUGUGCACAGGUUUUUGGUUUGUUAAUAUGGUUGUGGUCGUUCUAUCUAUCUGUAAUAGUGUCAACAAUAAAAAUAAAGUUAAAAAUAAAUAUU